Diorhabda sublineata is the source of this 6556-nucleotide messenger RNA. RefSeq lists its product as uncharacterized. The transcript is spliced from 4 exons. Gene Ontology annotation, biological process: septate junction assembly. Lineage: Eukaryota; Metazoa; Arthropoda; Insecta; Coleoptera; Chrysomelidae. The coding region runs from base 1552 to 2049 and encodes 165 amino acids. The record is from RefSeq and is a predicted model, not a curated record.
AGUUAUAUUCACUAUUAUGAUGGAAUGGAAUAGAUGAAUUAUUUCAUUAAAAACGUGAGAAGGUAACAUAACAUUCUAAUCUACUUUAAUGCACAUCAAUUGGCAAGAAAUUUGGCAUCUCAACGCUGAAUACAUGACUGGAAGCAUUUCUAGAAGAAUUCUUUCGGAAUGUCUCUGGAGGGCUGUCAGAACAUCUCGCUUUUGACACAGAAGUCGCAUGGUGCUCAAUCUAGUAAGGUGGAUGUGAAUAUUUCAUCUUUUUUUCACCUGUACGAGUCUUCGAGUUAUUUAAUUAGCUCUUAAAUAGGUAAUCGUCUGUUUAAACGAGUCCCGACCAUUUCUUGUUCUUAACUAAUUCAUUUUCUUCAAAGUUAUUAUAUUAUGACCAAAGAUAUAUUUCAACAUUCCGUAACGUUUUUUAAAUGAACAAACUAGUGGAAUUUUUGGAAGCGUUGGUGAUAUUCAUACCGAACUUUGUUUACUUACAAUUACACUGCUUAAGUGGUGUUUUGAUAUACACUUCAGAGACCAAUGGUAAACAGAUCAUAAAAAUUUGACUCGAAGCUCCAUGAUUUUAUAAAUCGUAAUUUCGUAAUCAAAAUACUCCUGGGGCAGUUAUAUGAUCCCAUGCCACCUCUACUUUAUGUAUCUAUCUAUCAGAAUUUGAAGAUUAUGCUGUCAAUGAUCCAACCCUUGAACGAUUAGUAACAUCUCAUUCAUAUUGAGACUGGGAAAAAAGUUUGGAUAUAAGUGAGUUAUAUAUUUUGCUGAAAAUUGAGCGUCCUGAGAUAAGGAAUUAAAUGAGAUUCUGAUAUUUCUAGAAUGUAUCGAUGUGUAUUCGUAUUACUUGAUAAAUACUAGAUAUGAGCUUUAAACAUAAGCAGUGGCAAUCCAUACUAUGACUUUAACAGUACGACGUACUCAAGUAGACGAUAUCUAUCUAUUACUGAUUUCACUCCUGAUUUGUUUUUGGCACCAUUGAAGUCGAUUUCUCCGAUAUUCUAGAAUUUAUUAUAUAUUAUAUAUUUUGCUAAAGACUCAAUUUCGAAACAAAACUACCAAAUCGAUGGAGUGGAAGAAGCGAAACAGUUGAAUAGCUCUGUAGAACACUUUAUCUUACCUAAACAAACAUUUAUGAUAGAAUUAUUCGUAAUCUACAUUAACAAACUUGAUUCAUGAAUUGAAAUCAUCAAAAUAUUUUGUUGUUUCGCAUAAUGUGCCCUAGGUACGCCGUUUUUCUAUUCUUAAUUAUUUCAAAUAAUCACGUUGUUUGCCGAUGCGGCUCAGAAUUUCUUCGUUUUUCAAUCUAGCCGUCCAAGGCACCUUAAGGAUUCUGCGGUGCAACCAUAUCUCGAAAGCCCUCAACUUGUUAAACGCAGUCGUCUUCAAUGUCCAGCCUUCCAUGCCGUAGAGAAGCAUCGACCGAACGUAGCACUUCACGAACCUCAGUCGUAGGUUGAGAUCAAAAUCGGGACAGUUACUAAAUAAAAUACAAAAAUUGCCGUCAAAGUGGAAAGCCCCGAAUUCUAUGAAAUACCAAAAAUUUUAAUCAUGUCCACGGACUUAGAAUCUAAAGAUGACGUCAAAGUUCAAGAGCCUAAAAAACCCUUUAAGGUUGUAUUUAAAGAGCAAUGGCCUUUAGGUGUUAAAAUUUUAGAAUUGUUGAUUUGUGCCAUUUGUAUGGCUUUUAUCUAUGACCCUGCAACGACCUCUGGUUUAGGUAAGACCCACAUGAUUCACGUUGGAAUUAUGUACACCGCUUACACAGGAUUCAUGGUAAUUAAUGGUGUCCUAAUUAUUGGAAGGUCUCUUGGUGACAGAAUUCCGUAUAGAACGGUCUCAUUGUUCGCUUUAAUGGGAGCUGCUCUCUUUCUAAUAACGUGUAUUCUUCUAACCGUCGAUCGAUUUUAUUUGAUGAAACAUUAUUUCUACCACCCAAACAUGCACCUUCUAACGAUGAUGACAACUUCAAUUGUCUUUGCAUUUAUUAACGUCGUAGCAUUCUCAGCAGAUGCAAUGUUCACAUUUAUACGAAAAGAAGACUUUUGAAUAUCUUAAGGGACACAACUGAACUUUAAUAAUAUUUAUCAAUCACAUUUUUUUUCUAAUAUCUGAAAGUCAAUAACUAUAUACGUAAGUUAUAAUUUGAUCAAAUAUAAAAUAUCUGACAGCUGGAGAUAUCACGGGGUUAUGAGAACGGAGCUCAAACACUAUAAAGACGGGUGAAUGUGUUAUAAGUGAUGAUUGAGUAGAGACAAGUAUGUAGCAAAUCUAAAAAGUUUGAUUUUAGCAUGUCUCUAAAGCCCUUUCCUACGUUGGCGACAGAAGGAGCUCGACAAGACCGACAAAAGCUCAAACUAAUGUGUAAGCAGAGCCGCGUCCUAAGUGGCCGCUGGUGUCGCUUGCAAAGUGAAGGAUAUAUAAACAAAAAUUUGGUAUUUCUUCAAUAUUAUCAAAGUGGUUUUAAACCUAAAAUUUUAAAAAUAUUUACAUUUUUCACUAAAAAGUAACUAGCAGAUCAAUUAUGUGUUAUAAUUUCACUAUGUAUAGGCCUAACCACUAUAAAUACUUUGAAUAUUUACAAGCUUAUUAAUAGUGAAAUUUAUAGUAAAUUGAGGAUUUAUUUUAUUCAUCGUUUUUCCCAAAGUCCAAUAUGUUCUGACCUUAUAUUACACUUUUCAUAUGUAAAAUGGCCAAGCUUUUGUACUAAAUGAAAAAAAUCUCGGCAAAUAUUCACAUUCAAAUAUCAUAUCAAAAAUUAACAAAUUUAACAUUAAAAGAUUACUCAAAAGUUCAAUAAGUUUUUCCUUCUUUUCUCUGUGGAGAUUGUCGUUAAAGUGAAUUAUUCAACGAAUCACCCGUAAUGCCAGUGCACGUAGAACAAGUUUAACCAUUCUGGCAAAUCAAGCGUUCCACUGGUGUCGCUUCUGUCACUCUUGUCGUGUCGCUUAUGUCGCUCGCGUAGGGACCUAAAGCAUCUCGUAAUAUUGGUGAGUACUACUGAUCAAUCAUCUGGAUUUCUUUGUUAACAACGUGCAGUAUUUAAUAUUUAAGUCAUAAUACCGUUUUCUUGUCCUCAAACAUUUACUGUUGUAACACACCACGUUAUAAGUUCACCAAUCAUAAACAUAUUUAAGAGGAAGAAAGGGAGUACAUUCCCCUCUCCCUGAAGUAUGUAUAUUCUAUUAAAAUUUUAAAGUCAAGAUUGUAAAUAAAUUAAAUAUAUUACACGAAAUUUAGAAAAUGUACUAUUAAAUUGUAAUUGUUUGAUUAGUCUAACAGUUGAGAAAGAUGAUAAAACUUACGGAAUAGUGUAUUAUUCACAAGUGUAUAAUAGGGGUCAUUAUUAAGUAAAUAAUAACUCAUUAUAGACGAGUAGAAUACUAUACUUUAUCCACGAUUACUAAAUAUUUUUGUUUUUUUAAUGAAAAUAAGUUAAUGUUACAUUAUUAGAAACAUUAUUAUUUUAAUCUAACAAAUAUUUCAUACACUAUAUUAUUGUUGAUUUAAAUAUAAUAUAUAGUUAUCGAAAAUCAUAAUAAUCGACACACAAAAAUCUUGUGUGAAUGUACUUAUUAAUAAUCCUUUUUGCCAAUUCAAAUAUCUUAUGCCAUACCUAUUAUAUUAUACUUUCCUUGACAUUUCUAGUAAUAAAUUUAAUAAGGUUAGUUUCUAGUGGUGUUGAAGAGAAGUCACUAUCAUUUUUUUAUAUCCAUUUUUUUUGGUUUUGUUAUAAUUUAAUAUAAAAUCUUAAAACGCGAGAAAUCUAAACACACAAUAAUUUUGACAGGUUCAAAUCAAAUUUAUUUUGUUCCAAGAGCUACUUCAAAUUAAAAUUGAUUCAAAAACCAUGAUACGUUAUAUUAAGAUAUACGACAAACCUAUUCAUGUUGCUGACAGCUCAGAGUUAAUGCAUUCAAAUGGAGGUCUCGUGUUCAAAUCUAGUCCAGUAAAAUUUGUUUUUUUAAUUUUGUUUUAUGUGCAGAGCUAAAUUGAACAUAUUUAGUGAUGUUAUACAUGCUAAAAUUAUGAAAAUCUGUUUUUUUUUUGUAUGAAAACAAUAUAAUAUAGUCAAAUCAAGAAAGCAUCUGAUGAUGGAUAUUAUUAAGGUCGUGGAUAAAAGAAUAUUAUUCUACAUGUUAGUUUGGUAGUAUAAAUUCUGUAAAUAGAACUUUUGGUAUUGAUUAUUAUUAUUAUUUGAUAUAUUGUAUGUAUUUAUAUAUCACGUAAAUCUUUCCGAGGUGGGUAAUUACAUAGUUUUCGAUGACUGUUCUACAGAAAGCUUAAUCUAUGUUUGUAUUGCUUGAUUUCGUGUGUAUCCUGUCGUCACGUGCACUGUGUUCAAACAGAAUAUUUGAUGUUCCAUAUUUAACACAUAAUUUGAUAACUGUUUUAGGUUUUCAUUAUGCUUAUAUUGAAAUUAACAGAUGAAACUUCUUUAAAUCUAAUUACUUUUCCCCAGAAACAGCAGUGUGCAAGUCUAGAACAGUAAGACAUCCAAUGUAGUGAACUUCAUCAGACUUAUACCGACUAUACAAACUGCAAACUUAAUGUUCCAAAGGCCAUAAUUUACCAAAUUUCCUUUAUUGUGCUAUUCAAAAUUAACAAAGGUGUAGUGAAAAGGAGAUUUAAAUGAAACUUAAUUUUAUUGUCUAUUAAUCCUUCAUUGAGUAAAAAAGAGAAGUGGAAAAAUCAUGAAACGUUUUCAAUGUGAAACUUCAAGUAUCAAUAAGAUGAUGAGGAUAAUUAUAUUUUGCAUGAAGAUUUUUCAAACUUGUUCCUGUUACCGACACUAUCAAAAAUAUGGCAAUCAAUUGGAAGGUACAAGGAUUAGAUGGGACCAGGUGAGUGGAGAAAUAAAACACCCUGAUCCAGAUUCUGAUACUUCAGGCAAAACUUACUCAUUAUUAUCUAUUAGAAAAGUGUUCUUGAUAUGAGGAUAAAAUAUGAAUGUAUUCCAGUUUAUUUUCAAAAAUGUAACUCAUUGAACCAGAAAAAUACUAUUAAUACUCAGUUUUCGUUUUCUUUCUGGAUUAUUUUGUGUAUUAGCUAAUUAGCUCAAUGUACGAUUUCUUCACCAAGGCCGUUGUUAAAGUGUCUCCAGUUACAUCUCCAACAUCAUUGUUACUUUUUGAUGAUUACGAAAUACAAAAUACAUAUGUUAUAAUGACAGAAUUUUAGCCUAAUGAACUGAAUUGAUAAUUUAGAUAAGGGAAUGUUUACAGUAUCAAAACGUGAGACCAAAAUCUUUUAUUUCUUGUCUGAACUAAUGUAAUGAAUGUAUACUUUCGUUUCUGCACAAGAUUUUGUAAUUUGGUGCCACGAUUUCUAUCAAAAUUGCAACAUAUGAUAAUAAGCCAUUUCCGAGAUUAAAAAAAUUCAAUCGAAGAUUCUUCUUAUCGAAUUUGCCAUGAAAAAAUACACUACUUAUUCGUUUUUCUGUGUUACGUUUGUUCCAUCUCUCCCUACAUAUAUUUACGAGUAAGUACUUAAAUUUUUUAUAUAUUUGCAGUGAGCUUCAAAUAUAGUAUCUCCUUGAAAUAAAUAUCUUGGUUACCCCUUGUCGUCAAUUAAUAUUUCCUUUGUUUAAUUGAAAAAUUCUGCCAAAAAUAAACUCUGAAGUUGCUCGUGAUGCUUGUAUAGUGAAUUAUUGAUAUUUGUACAUAAGCAGUAAUAAAAAAAUAUGAAACAAAUAAUAGAGGAUACAUAAACAACAAUAUUAUUAUCAACUAUUAUAGGUCAAAAGAAUCAACUGAAUAGAAAUACCGUCACAUAUUUUUCUAUUAUUUUAUAUGCCUACUCUUCCCUCAGUAUUCCAACAGACAAAUCGUUCAAGAACGAAUAUAGGUAUGUUCGAAGUUUAAGUGCGAGUAAUUCAAAUAACAAAACAUUACUGAUAGAUGCCAGUAUCGCAUACAUAAGUGAACGUACUGUUUGUCUUUCUACAUUCCAAAUACUGCAAAUACACUUAUCAUCAGCCUAUCAUAUUUUUGAGUUUUUUCUGAAGUACCACUAGAACAAUCAAUUAGCUUUAAAAGUAUCAGCUUAUUUAGAAAACAAAUACUGGUUUAAGACAAGUUAAUAAAUUGAAAUUCUUUGGAUCUUCGAUUCUAUGGAGCUCGAAAGCUGUAGGGUUUGGAAACAUCUGUUCUAAAUGAAUUAUUUCGAAAAGAUGAUAGGAAAUAAUGCACUGACUGAAAAAUCGAAUAUUUGAAAUUCAUUCAUACAAUGUCGCCGAAAAUCGUCCUUGAAAUACAUCGUCCCCAGAAAUACCCACUGCUCAAUUUGCGUCACCUUUACUCUAUAAUGUACAAAACUAAUUUGUGUAUUUAAAAUAUAUUUUUGUUUUCAUAACUUAUCAAACCUCCGUCCAUAUGUAGUUUAAUACUAAUAGAUUUAUAGGUAUUUGUUAAAAAUCGUUAUCCACGUUAUCAUUUUUAAUAGCAGCAUUACCUAUAAAUGAGUUAUAUAUAGAUAGACAUUAGAAAAACUCGUUUUAUUGUUAUGUUUUUGUAUAUUGUAGAAUAUUAUUAAAAACUGAAUAAACAUUGUUUCA